UCUCGCGCGUUUUGAUGACGUUUGUGUGUUUCAACAGCUGAUUGAAAGAGGUCGCAGUUUAACAAACAGAUCACAACAAAAUAUACAUUUCGACGUCUUUGUGGUUUUUAAUUUUUUAAUUUUUACCGUUGAAAACCAAGACGUUUUCGGAAUGACAUAAUCGGUUUCAGGUUGUUCCGCUUACUUUGCCUUUCCUGUGGUGCAAUACAGUCCAACCAUGGAUAAGAUUUUGGAGGCGCUGGUCAGUUCCUCCCAUCCUCAGAAUGUCAAGCGGGCUAUCGUGAAAAAAGUGAUGGAGGCUGCAGAAAAGGAGGUGACGGAGGAGCAGUGCCAGGCCUUGUACCAUCUCACCACCCGCCUUAUUCUCCAGGGUGAAGAUGUUUUUCAGCGUCAGAUUGGUUUCCAAGUGCAAGAAGCAUACGCACGCUACCAUCGUGAUGAGUUUGCCCGCUUCUUCAGCAAGGAAUUUGUGCUUGGCCUUCUUCAACAGGGCUAUGGCUCUUUGGACCAUAGAGACCCUGCAAUCUUGGACUUCAUUCACAGUUCUCUCAGACUGCUCAUCAGCUGCCCGGCUGUGUUGGAACUGGCACCUCUGCUACAGACGGAGGUCCUACGCAUCAUCUGUGAACGGCCAGAACCAGCGACAUGUGCCAAGUUGGCCACCAUACUUACAGACUUCUCUCAGUGCAUCCCACGAGACAAGGCAGGAGUUCUGUUCUGCCAACAGCUUGUGCGCACCUUUGCAUAUUUUCACUGUCCUGCCAGUGAAGAGCGGGAGCUGCGGGAAUAUGUGACCCAGGUGAGCAGGGUGAGCGCACUUCUGCAGGUCAUCUGGAAGGCUGAGCCCACCACACUGCUGCCAUCACUACAGGAGGUGUUUUCCAUUAUCUCAUCCACAGAUCCUUCGUUUGAACCAUCUAUUGCUCUAGCAAGCCUGGUCCAGCACAUCCCUCUGCAAAUGAUCACAGUCCUCAUCAAAAGCCUCACCACUGACCAGAAUGUUAAAGAUGCAAGUAUGACACAAGCACUCUGCAGGAUGAUUGACUGGUUGUCAUGGCCUCUAGCUAAUCAUGUGGACACCUGGGUCAUUGCUUUAUUAAAAGGACUUGCUGCUGUUCAAAAGUUCACCAUCCUCAUAGAUGUCACACUGCUCAAAAUUGAACAGGUCUUUAAUCGUCUCUGGUAUCCCAUUGUGAGGCAGGGAGCGCUGGUUGUUCUUUCACAUAUGCUGCUUAGUUUCCAGCACUCUCCUGAAGCCUUUCACUUAGUGGUUCCUCAUAUAGUGCCACUUGUGAAGUCUUUAAAGAAUGAUGGCCUUCCGAACAGUAAAACGUUCUUACUACAAUUUGCUGAACUCAUUCAUUGCAUGAUGUACCAAUAUUCCGGAUUCCCAGACCUCUACGACAGCAUUCUUGAAUCCAUUAAAGAACUGCCUAAACCUAGUGAGGAGAAGAUCAAAUUUGUUCUGAACCAAAGUGCCUGGACAUCUCAGUCAAAUUCAUUUGCUUCAGGCCUGCUCAAGAUCACAGGCAAAUCAGAAACAGGGAAGACAGGACUUGUGAAUCUGGGCAACACAUGCUACAUGAACAGCAUCCUCCAAAUUUUAUUUAUGGCCACAGAUUUCAGGCGACAUGUUAUGUCUCUGCAAUUGAAUGGCAGCAACACGCUCAUGAAGAAGCUUCAGCUUCUUUUUGCUUUCUUGGCUCACACACAGAGAGCAGCAUAUUCACCAAGGAGUUUUUUGGAUGUUUCUCGACCUACUUGGUUUUCAGCCGGAUCCCAGCAAGACUGCUCAGAGUAUUUGAGGUUUCUGUUGGACAGGUUGCAUGAAGAAGAGAAGGCCCUUUCAGCCCUUCAGACGGCCAGCCCAAAACCAGAACCGGCAACCACUUCUCCAGAAACUCUCCACAAUGCUGUAAGCCCACCGAUCUCUGAUGUGCCAUCGCACCCAGAUCCUGCAGCAGCUCAAGGAGAAACCGGCACUCUAGUGGAGCGCAUGUUUGGUGGGAGACUCUCCACAGCAAUCCGCUGCCUGCAGUGCCACAGCCUAUCAGAGAAAGAGGAGCCAUUCACAGACCUCUCUCUUGCCUUCUGCCCCUCCAUGUCACAGCCACGGGGUCCCACUAAUGAGCACAAAAGCUCCUCUACUCUGGGACCCUGCCAGGGGGCAGUGAAUGGAGGCAGUGAAGCCUCCGAGGGCCCCGUCAAAGAAGGUGCAGCAAGCGGGAUGGAGAGGCCCAUGGUGGAACCAACAAUAUCUGUGCCAGAUUUAGUGGACUAUUUUUUGGCUCCAGAAAUUUUAGAGAACGAGAACUGCUACUUUUGCGAACGCUGUGCCUCACUGCAGAGGGCUGAGAAGGCUAUGCGAGUGGUGGCAGCCCCUGAAUAUCUCAUUCUGACUCUGUUACGCUUCUCUUACGAUGCCACCUGCCAUGUGCGGCGCAAGAUCCUGGACAAUGUGGGCAUUCCUCUGCACAUGUCCCUUCCUUUACAUCAACACAGUAGCUCUUCAUCUUCAAAUGUAGCUGCAUCUUCCUCAACCGAGUCUCCAGACAGUUGCGAGAAUCUGGCUAAAAAGCUGAAGCCUUCACAGAAAGAGGAAGGAAUUGCAGAAAGCAGAAUGAAGAGCAAGAAAAAUAACAGUGAUUUGCAGAAGCUCUCUGUGCCGUAUGUGUUGAGUUCUGUUGUGAUGCACUCUGGGAUGUCUUCCGAUAGCGGUCACUACUACUCGUAUGGAAGGAACGUGAGUAGCGAUGAUGGUUGUGUGGCUCACACGAGUCCCAAGAGCCUGGAUAAUUCUAGCCAAUCAGAGAGCUCGACAGCCCCACAGGAGGAAACGGGGCGUGCUGAUCCAAAGUCGGCGGACUGGUUCUUGUUUAAUGACAGCAGAGUGACUUUUACGAACUUUCAGUCAUUGCAAAAUGUCACAAGCCGCUUCCCCAAGGAUACAGCCUAUGUCCUGAUCUACAGGAAACAAGAGGUCAGUGGAGAAGCAAGCAAUUCAGGGCCGGUUGUAAAUGGCGCAAGGCUGAGUGGAGAGCCACCUCUGCAGAAAGAGCUGAUGGAUGCCAUUACCAAAGACAACAAACUCUUCCUACAGGAGCAGGAGCUUAACGCCAGAACUCGGGCUCUUCAAGCAACCUCUGCAUCCUGUUCAUUCAGACCCAAUGGUUCUGAUGACAACGAGCCUCCUGGCAGCUGCGGGCCAUCAGGUGGAGGUGGAGGAGGGGGAUUUAACACCAUCAGCAGACUAGUCUUUUAAAAAGAGUCACAGACGUACCCGCAGAGCACUGGACAGUCCCACUGACAACACCAGACUUAAUUUAUCCUCACAAUCUGGAUAAAUGUGCCACCUCAGAACAGAUAUCUUCUUUUUUGGGGGGUUUGCAUGCUUUUUCCCUUUACAUCCACUUGUUUAUCAGUGACGCAGUACUACAGGUCAGAAAUGGGCAUGCAAUAAAUUUGUAAAGAACACAAUGUUUGGUCAUAUCCUGGAAUCAUAAAUCAUUUUCUAAGCAGAUAAUGAACUUAAAAUUGAAACCAAUAUUUUUGGACCGUAUUAUACAGUGAACUAAUUGCAUGAAUUUCUUUUAAAUUGGAAGUUCUUCAGCUUCUGGUUUGGAGUAUUAGAGAUAAGACUGUUUCGUCAAUUAUUUAAUUGCAGUCAAGUUUUAUUUAAUUCAUUCAGGGAAAACUUUUUUGGAUUUAACUUUUUAAACAUUGAAGCUUUUUUGAGAGUUUUAUGUGCCUUUCAAUACUUCAGAUUUUACAGAGAUAUUGGACUGGGUAUACAAAACACUUUGCUCUUGCUGUACAGUGUAAAAAUAUAUAGUAAAGAAUCCUCGUUGAACACUGUCUGCUUUUAUAAUUUAAAGUACACACAUGAAUACAAUCUCUUGUCAUUUACUGGUUAAGACAUUUGACGAGACUGUACACAACAUUAUUUACGUUAUAAAAAGCACAUGUUCUUGGUUACAAGAAAGAGCAGCAUUGCAAUAACAUGCUGUUACAGUAGGAUGCAUAUUAUUUAAUGAAAGGGUUAGUAUUUAACCGUUUACACCAGGCUUAUUUUUAUAAACGAACACAUAAUGUAUUAAAAACAAACAUGCUUUAUAUUAGGGCUGCACAAUGUACCGUUUCAGCAUCGAUAUCGCAAUGUUUUUAUUCACAAUAGUCACAUCGUGAGUAUAUGCAUUGCUCAGUCUGAAUUAUAAAUUAUCAUUUCGGAAUUGCUUUUGGAGACCUGUGGCCAUGUGUGGGUUUUUAAAGCAUUCAGGCCUAAGAAAUUACCAUUUGUAACUUUGACAAAUUAAUAAGGACAGGGUUGUUUAUAAAACGAAGACUAUGCAGUAUUAAUUUACAUUUGAUUAUUCAAUUUCUGUAUAACUAAAUGCAGUGUGACUCAUUAGAAAACAGUCAAACACUGUUUAUUUAAUGGGUAUCUUUUUCUUUAUUGAAUUUAUCAAUGCUUGUAGAUUGUUUCUUGUAUCUGAUGCAUGUACUCCCCUACAGAAUCACCCCAAUCAAUUCUUAAAUCCCAGUUUUUCCAAAUUUCGUCCAAAUGGUCAUGUAAAUAAAAUUGUAUCCAUAUCAGAUUAUAUCACAGAAAUAAAGAAUAAAUAUUGCAAUUUUA
This is a messenger RNA of Danio rerio (zebrafish), 4633 nucleotides long. The record is from RefSeq and is a predicted model, not a curated record. Lineage: Eukaryota; Metazoa; Chordata; Actinopteri; Cypriniformes; Danionidae.